AUAGGGCGCAACAGCAUCUCAUGAACGCACCAUCCCAUUGACGACCACAUAGGACUGUUGCGUUGCAUAGACUGAAAAAUACUCACUCAUUCAAUCAUUCCAGCCUUUUUAGCUGAACCGGCUGGUCACUCCCAUGUAGGCCUAUGUAAACAGAUUUGUCGCAAGUGAAAAAAUAUUUUUCAGAUCUUUCUUCCCUCCUCCCUCUCUCAGCAUCAAGCGCAGCCCGCACGGAGGGCUCUGGCUGCUGCGACUUUCUCUCAGCCUCUUUGGUGCAAAUGCGAUGAGGAGAAGGGGACUUUCGUCCACUGAUAAGAAGACGUCUUAGAUGCUAUGGCAGUUUCUUUCUUGAAAUAAAAAACUGAUUUGCGGAAUUGUCAUAUCAAUCAAUCGAAUGAAAGCAGAGCCAGGCCCAUCUGUGCAAUGGUCCCCAUACGCCUGUGUCUCUUGCUCUCAGUGACGUUGCUGGCCGUGGUGGUGGCUGUGGAAGCCCAUGAGGCCACAGGAGGAGAUGAUGAGUAUACCUGGCCACAGUGGAAGGUGCCACUGGUGAGGAACAGGAGGACGGUGGCCCUUAGCAGCCCCGGCUUCACAGCCAAACCUCAGGGAGAGCUGAAUGGAACCUGUGGGAUUGAGUGCCAGCGUCGCCUCCCCGAACCCUCUCUGGCUGACCUGGAGGAGUUCCUGUCCUAUGAGACGGUGUACGAGAACGGAACGCGCACCCUGACCUCUGUGUCUGUGCAGGGCCUCAACGAGGUCAACACUUGGCCUGCUGGGAACUCCUCCUCUUCCUCCAAGUCACGCCGCAGACGGGAGGUCUACGGCACAGACACCCGCUUCAGCAUCGCUGACAAGCAGUUCUCCACUAAGUACCCCUUCUCCACCUCCGUCAAGAUCUCCACGGGCUGCUCUGGUGUCCUGUUAUCCCCCAAACAUGUCCUAACGGCCGCCCACUGCAUCCACGACGGACAGGACUACGUGAGCGGAGCGCAGAAGCUACGCGUGGGCGUCCUCAAGGAGAAAUCCCGGCGUGGGAAAGGAGGGAAGGGGAAGAGAGGACAGGGUAAAGGCAAGAGGAGGAAAGAAGAAGACAAGGAAGAAAAAGAGAAAGAAGAGAAAGAUGGAGGGAAUGAGAGGAAAGGAAGGAAAGGGAAAGACAGAAAGAGCCGCAGUCGUCGCAGCGUAGAGGUCGAGAAGCCAUCCUUCCGGUGGACCAGAGUGAAGCAGACCCAGGUCCCUAAAGGCUGGUUCAAAGGCGGGGCAUCGGACGGUGUGGCGGCUGACUACGACUAUGCCGUGCUGGAGCUGAAGAAGGCCCAGAAGGUCAAGCACAUGGACCUGGGCGUCAUCCCUUCGGUCAAGAAGCUGCCCGCCGGCAGAAUCCACUUCUCAGGCUUUGACGACGACCGGCCCGGCAACUUGGUGUAUCGCUUCUGCUCGGUGUCGGAGGAGUCCAAAGACCUGCUGUAUCAGUACUGUGAUGCCAAGCCCGGCUCCAGCGGCUCCGGGGUCUACAUCCGCCUCAAAGAGCCCGGCAAGAAGAAAUGGAAGAGGAAGAUCAUCGGGGUGUUCUCGGGCCACCAGUGGGUGGAUGUCAACGGCAAUGGGGCGCAGCAGGAUUACAAUGUGGCGGUGAGGAUUACGCCCCUCAAGUAUGCCCAGAUCUGUUACUGGGUCCAUGGGGACUCCAGCGAGUGCCGGGACGCCUGAGGGACACACAACAUGCCACAACACCCCUCCACCCUCCAUCACCAACGAACCAGGGACCUGCCCGACUGCCUCUCCUCUGUCUUCUUCUAUAUUACCUCCUGUGCUUCCCACUGGCAACUGGCACAGAUUGCCUCAUCACAGCAUUCAUCACACACAAGCGGCCAUACAGACUCACUGUUGUUGAUUACAGGAACUCGUCAACAGAUCAAAGAGAACUAUGGCUGUUCUGCCUUGUCUAAUUUAUUUAAUUAUUAAAAAGCAAAAUUUCUAGAAAUGUAUGAAUAUCAUGAUUAUAUAUUGACAGGUCCUACUAGGUCUGUGUUUAUGCUAAUGGGAAUAUUUUGACAGAUUUUUAGGUUUGACCAAUUUCGAUAAAAUGUUGUAUAUUCAGCUGUUUCAGGGGAGCGAUGCUUGUUAUUUCAUAUAUUCCAGGCAGGUUAAUGAACGCGGAGACGUUAACAUUUUCAAAUGUGUUGCCUUUUCUACCAAAAGGAACAAGAACGUUUGCAUUGGCUUUGGUGAACGACCCAGAAAAAAGCUACAUUUUUUCGGAGAAAUUAACAUUUGAGUAUAUUAAAGAGGUUAUAACUGUCUUUUUUCCUAAAUAUUUUCUAAAUCAACAUACUGGUGUUUAAAAGAGUGUAUAUCUAGCUCUUUGAGUUUUCUGUACUGUCCCUUUUUGUAAAACUACCUUUUCUUAUAUGAGUAUGUUUCUAUGACUAAAUAGUGAAAGGUUCCAGAGGGAUCCUGGAUAAAACAUGAUUGUUUUCAGUCCUACCGUUCGUUCUUUUUUUACUCUAGCAGUGCAUUCAAAUGUGGUUUCAUUGCCAUGCACAUAAAAAUGAUGGUGCUUAUUCAGAGACUUGGUGCUAAUUUAAUUCAUAUGAAAUUGUACACUUUGGGGAGACCUAUCGGAAUAUAUUUUUGAUAGCCUAGUACUGUAACUAUGUAUUUAAUAUGAGGCUACACAGUGGGUUUGAUGUAACAGAGCUUUCAGAUUAAAAACAUUAUUUCAAUAUUCCCAUUAGAUUCAUGUAAUUUGAAGGGUAGUGGUGAUGCCAUAACGUUAUUUGAUGAAAACAAUCAUCAUUCUAAAGGGUUCAUGUUGAUGAAUCUUGUUUAUUAUGUGCCACAAUUUAUACGAGUUUGCCAUUGAUGACAAAAUACAUUUAAAUGAAUAACAUUUCACCAUGAUUGAAAAAACAACAAUUAAACCAAGAUUACAACCUGUAUGUGUGUUUACUUUACCGUGAGGAGAAGUGAUGUAUGUAUGUAUGUAUGUAUGUAUGUAUGUAUGUAUGUAUGUAUGUAUGUAUGUAUGUAUGUAUGUAUGUAUGUAUGUAUGUAUGUAUCUAUGACACAUCUAUGCCUGUAGCCAGGGUCAUGAUCAUUAGGCACCAAAUGGAAAAAAACAGACUGAAACAUGGAGGGACUACUUGGACCUGUCCAAUAAGAAACAGUCAUUUACAUUUUAAAAUGUUUUCAGUAGUGCGCCCUAAUGAACACAACCCAAGUUAGGCCUAUUGAUGUCAUUACAAUUAGUGCACCAGAUUAAAAAUGCAAUGCGUCCAUGAUCUGGUCUAUCAACAUGAGAAAAGGAUUGGCGAUCAUUAAUGGGCGAUUCUUUCCAUCAUUGAGUUUAUUGCAUCUCAAAGGGCUUACAUGCACUGGGGAGGGGCAUAGUAAAUAAUAAUAAUAAUAAUAAGAUAUUUAAAAAAAAAUGUAACUCAAUAAUGAAAAAAAGCAUGUUUUCCCAUUUUUCAAUCCAUAUUUUUUCCCACAACAAUUGUCGAAACAGUCUUGCAAUGACAAAACAAAUGAUCUGUUAUAUCUGGGGCUGUACAGCACAGGACUGGUUUCACUGGUUCUAAACAGCUGCCUAGAUAUACAUGGAAGCCACACUGUUCAACAGUGUCCUCUUUUGACUGGGUAUACACAGGCUCUCCUCUCCGCCCAUGCUACAAUGUACAAUAUUACUGAUUCAUUAACAAUGGGGGAGGAAACGGAACAGAAAUAUGUAACAAAUUCUGGGGUGGAUGAAUAGGGAGACAAGGAUGUUUGUUUCUUCUCAAAUACAAAAAUAACACUACAUAUCCAGUACCUAACCGUGGCCUAGUUAUAGUAAUAAUGAUAAUAAUAAAGUACGAGCAAUUAUGAAAAUCAAACAACAGACCACUGAUGAGGAGGACAGUGAUAGGUCCAUAGGGAGAGUGCCGCUGAUACCAGGAAGUAGACUAACUAUACACAACUUGUUUUAGUGGUUUAACAAAAGACUGUUCUCCUCUUUAUUGAGAUAUGAGGUACUGGCAACAUCUGGCUCCUGAUAUGCACUCUUUGACCUUUAUCUUGAAUAGGAUUAGGAAAACACAUUUUCUCUGGAAAUAAGCGAUAAAGAUACGAUCUGUUGGUAAAAAAUAUCCGACAAUGUUUUAUAGCAGAUUCGCAAACAAUGUCAACAGAGAGAGCAAAUACAAAUAAAGCUGGACACGAUGCGCAAAAUAAAAUAAAAACUAAUAAAUAGGAAAAUAAGCGCUGAUAAAAAAACGAAUAAAUAUACUGAACAUCAUUAAAAAAAAAUCACUGGAUGGUCAUUUAGGAUUCAGGAGCCCGUACAUGUUGCUUAUUCAUAUUAAUCAUAUAUUCAUAUUUGUUUCUAAAUAUGUUCAAAAGAAGACGGGAAAUAAGAUAAUGGUCACAUGACUUCUUUACAAUUUGAUAUCAGAUUCACAUCAAUAUGCUCUUCCACAGACAUACAGAGUAGAGACAGAAUCGUUAAAGAUUUGCCAGUGUAAUGUAUAUACAACAACGAAGAAGAACUUCUGCAAACGACACAUUGCACAUUUCAUCCAAAAAUGACAGGGCUGCUUUGCUUACCCCUCUUAUCCAAUCAGGGUGAGGCAGGGUGGAACUCCCUCCCCUCUUGAGUGAUCAGAAGGCCAGUGCAGGGCCGAAGGUGGAGUUGAGGGCAUCAAACAAACACGCAUCCAUCAUUCAACUCAACACGCCAACACUACUGGAAAAAAGGAUCUAAAUACAAACAGCACAUACGCCUU
Molecule: messenger RNA, 4760 nt
Organism: Oncorhynchus kisutch (coho salmon)
Lineage: Eukaryota; Metazoa; Chordata; Actinopteri; Salmoniformes; Salmonidae
Product: inactive serine protease 35-like
Exons: 2
Coding region: 421-1707 (428 amino acids)
Biological process (GO): proteolysis
Molecular function (GO): serine-type endopeptidase activity
Source: RefSeq, a predicted model, not a curated record